Molecule: messenger RNA, 775 nt
Organism: Salvia miltiorrhiza (redroot sage)
Lineage: Eukaryota; Viridiplantae; Streptophyta; Magnoliopsida; Lamiales; Lamiaceae
Product: FCS-Like Zinc finger 7-like
Exons: 2
Coding region: 127-462 (111 amino acids)
Source: RefSeq, a predicted model, not a curated record
UGUUUCUGUCUCUAUUUUUAAACUUAUUUUCAUGCUGCAGAGCAUAGCAGAGUACUUCGCAUUCUGCACACACAGACACAAGAUAGUACUACUCCACUCUUAAUCCCUACGCCACAUUCCACCAAAAUGCCGGUCAAGCGGAACCGCGCCGGGAGCUCCUCCGCCUACCUCGAGGCGUCGGUUGCAAGCGCCUCUUCCACCACUCCGGUGAAGGUCAUGAAAACAGACGCUGCCGCCGAGACGGCGCGGCCGAAGCUGCUCGACGUUGCUUCUCCGGUGAAUAUUGGCGAAUGUGCUGAUCGGAAGAAAAUUGGCGGCUUCCUGGAGCGGUGUCACUAUUGCAACAAGCGGAUUGCUCAGAAUUCUGAUGUUUUUAUGUACAGCAACCUCUGUGCUUUCUGCUCUGUCGAAUGCCGUGAUUUUCAGAUUAAUGUGGACAAAUUGGGAGGGAAAAAGCCAUAAAAUUAGCAAAAGAAGUUGUUUGAAGGGCAGAAGUGAAGUGGAAUGCUGAUCGUAUAUUACAUACCUGGCUAGUCAAAUACUAAUUGUAGAUGUGGGCUGUUGGUUUUUGAGGAACAGCUUGCGCUUCUGCAUAUAGGAUAGAAAGAGUAUAAUUCAUGUUAAUAGUUGUUACCUACACGUAUAGUUACCUCCCUUUGUUAGCAUGUUUCUGAAAGCAUAAAACUGGUUCCAGCUCUUUUGCUUCAGUUGCUAAUCUGGAGUUGAUACACUGCUAUUGAUAUCAUAUUAUGAAAAACUCUCUUUUUUGUGCAAA